AUGAUUUGUAGCAGGUUGAAGAAGGUAUUACCUAAUAUCAUAGAGCCAGUUCAAAGUGCCUUUGUAGAGAAAAGAGUAAUUUUCCAUAACAUAUUCAUAUGCCAGGAUAUGUUGAGGCACUACAAAAGGAAGUCUGAGCCUGCUAGAUGUACAAUGAAAGUUGAUUUGCGCAAGGCCUAUGAUUCUAUUGACUGGGAAUUCAUUAAGGAAAUGUUGCUUGGUCUGAAAUUUCCUAAAAAAUUUGUGAACUGGGUUAUGUUAUGUAUGACUACCCCCAGUUACUCAUUGAGUAUAAAUGGGCAACUAUGUGGUUUCUUUCAAGGGAAGAGAGGAGUGAGGCAAGGAGAUCGUAUCUCCCCUCUCCUUUUUGUCAUUGCUAUGGAGUACAUCUCAAGGCUAAUGAAGAAAAUGCAGAAGAAAAAUCAAUUUGAAUUUCAUUACAGAUGUUCUGAUUUGAAGUUGUCACACCUAAUCUUUGCUGAUGAUCUGAUGCGUUUUUGCAAAGGGGUGCCUCAGUCUGCAAUUAUGAUAAAGAGAGUGUUAAAAACAUUCUCAGUUACCUCAGGUUUGUGUGCUAGUGCUGAAAAAACUGCUAUAUACUUUGGUAAUGUGAAAGAGGAGUUUCAGGUGAGAAUUCUUCAAGUUACUGGAUUUCAGAAAGGGCAAUUCCCAUUUAGAUAUUUAGGGGUGCCUAUUACUUCAAAAAGAAUCUCUAAAGCUGAUUGUGAAGUGUUGGUGGACAAAAUCUUGAAGAGAUUGAUAUGUAUGAGCUCUAGACACCUUUCAUAUGCAGGGAGGGUAACAUUGAUUAAUGCAGUCUUGAUAAAUCUACACACUUACUGGGCUCAACUGUUUUUGUUACCUAAAAGUGUCUUAGAGGCUAUUACAAGAAUAUGCAGAGCCUAUUUAUGGGAAGGGAAAGUUUAUACCUCUAAACCCCCUCCUAUAUCAUGGCAGGAGGUGUGUUAUGCAAAAAAUAGGGGAGGUUUAGGGAUUAGAGAAUGCAAGAGCUGGAAUGUUGCUGCUAUUGGGAAACAUGUUUGGCAAAUAACUGCAAAGGCUGAUUUGUUAUGGAUCAAAUGGGUCCACUCAGUGUAUAUUAAGGAGUCUUCAUGGUGGGAGUAUCAAGCUCCAACAAAGGCUAGCUGGUGCUGGAAGAACAUAUGCAAAGUCAAGGAUCAGAUGAAACAGGCUUAUACUGGGGACAAAUGGUUAAAUGUAGAUGCACAAUAUACCAUCAAGUCAGGAUACCAGUGGCUGCAUCCUGAAGGAGAGAAGAAUAGAUGGCAUCAUUGGGUCUGGAAUUCAUUUAAUAUUCCUAAGCAUUCAAUGAUUGCUUGGAUGGCUAUGAAAGGAAAGCUCAAAACAAGAGACAAAUUGAUGAGCAUUGGAAUCAGCAGGGUUGAUACUUGUGCAUUAUGUGAACUAGACACUGAAACUAGUCAACAUCUAUUUUUUAGAUGCCCUUUCAGUAAGAGAGUGAGUCAUGGUACUCUGCAGUGGCUUGAAAAACGAAGUGCAGUAAAUGAAUGUUUGUAUACGCAGUGGAAGAAAUGGGGAAGAUAUUCCAACAGUAGGAGAAAACAGAAGAUAGGCUAUGCAGUUCUGACAGCAACUGUUUAUGAAGUGUGGAGAGCUAGGAACAAUGCAAUAUGGAACCUGAAGGUUCCUUGUCCUAAGGCUGUAAUUAGAAACAUCAAGCAGAAUGUGUGUAGGAGAAUUCAAUUCCAGGUGACAAGUAAAUGGUCUAGAGAAGAGACUGAAUGGCUGGAAAAAUUAAUAGCAGAUAUGAGGUAG
This is a messenger RNA of Beta vulgaris subsp. vulgaris (sugar beet), 1797 nucleotides long. RefSeq lists its product as uncharacterized. Lineage: Eukaryota; Viridiplantae; Streptophyta; Magnoliopsida; Caryophyllales; Amaranthaceae. The transcript has a single exon. Bases 1 to 1797 code for a protein of 598 amino acids. The record is from RefSeq and is a predicted model, not a curated record.